AUCUAGGGAGAUCUAGUGAUUCUCAUCGUUGAAUUUGCAUGUCACAUGUCAUGUGCACGUCACACAUGCGUUGUACGCGUUACGUCAGAUAACCUUGUUGCUGUUUCAGGAAACCGAUCCGAGUAAUUUAUCAAUGGAAUUCAAAUGCAGGAGCUCAAAUUGUUCCACAAAAUGCUUGGUCGUGGCUCAAUUAAUAAGUUAAAAAGUUUUUACUCGCAAAUUAACUUUAGGUGUACAUAUUACAUUUCUUCUAUUAAAUAGUGACGCACCGACUGUGAGUUUUGUAAUAAUAAAGCAAAAAUAAAUCUCAUCUUGUAAAUUAAAACACCAAAGAUGGAUGAACGCCUGCGAUUGAUUGUAUAUAGAAAUAACGCGAUUUUCGACGAUGUUAUCGUCAGAUUACAACGUGUGUCUAGGUAUGAUGAGAUCUGUGGACGUGAGUUCGCGUCGUCUGCAGAAGACAAUGUUGAAAAUAAUAAAUGUAAAAAGAUAACCGAGCCAGUUAGUUUAUGCACGAAAGGACUCAAUUCUUACCUGGUAUCAGCUUAUGUUGCUACGCUUUCACGAUCGUACGUUUAUCGCAAAAGUGCCAUGAGAGUGUUGAUCAAGUUUCAAAAGAAACAUAGCAGGUCACAAGCUGAAAAAUACGUGCAUAUAAUAUUUGUAAGACUAAGAACACCGAAAAAACAAUUCUUGGAUUACAAAUGGAAUGAAAGACUGAUGCAAAUAGUUAUAGAAAAGCAAGAAGCUGAUCACGCUAUGUCCUGGUUGUCCACAUUGGGAGGAGCAUUUUCUGCAUUGGGAGAAGAAUUUACAAACUGUGCUGAAAUAGCAGGCAAAAUUUCAGUGAAACAGCUUGAAUUAGCGUUGCGUCUCAACAAUCCUCUUCUUGUUGCCCGUUGUAAAUUAUAUACCGCUUUAAGCUUAAUUCAACGGGACCAAUUUAUUACUCCGCAACACAUUAUAAAGAGGAUUUACAAACUUGCGCUCAAAGAGAAGGAUGUGCGACUGCAAAACAUGUGUCAUGGUAUAUGGGCAAAGUUACGAUACAGUUACAAGCAAUAUAAACAAAGAAAAAAGUUUGUGUCAUUCAAAACUUUGCAUAUAUCUGCAAAAACUUAGGAAUUCAAAACUUUUUGUACGUUUUGUAAGUAUGUUGAUAAUAUAGACAAAUGUUUUUACACAGACACAUAGAUUGUCAGAAUUUAUUUAUAUAAACGUACACACAUAUAAUUUUGUUUAAUUUAAAUCUAAAUAAAGUAAAACAUAUUAAUUUAUUAUAACAUUAUUAAUGCACAAAGGAAAAGAUAAAUGAUGGUAAAUUAAGUCCAAAACUGUAUUUAUUGAGCAAAAACUUUUAAUUGUAUUUGUCGCGGCAAGGUUUUUUUUUAUUAAAUUUUACAUUCUAUCUAUUAUAUAAUAUAU
This is a messenger RNA of Pseudomyrmex gracilis, 1425 nucleotides long. RefSeq lists its product as uncharacterized. The transcript has 3 exons. NCBI's taxonomy places the organism in Eukaryota, Metazoa, Arthropoda, Insecta, Hymenoptera, Formicidae. The record is from RefSeq and is a predicted model, not a curated record. The coding region runs from base 334 to 1122 and encodes 262 amino acids.